This is a messenger RNA of Myotis brandtii (Brandt's bat), 3162 nucleotides long. Its product is annotated as zinc finger protein 14-like. Lineage: Eukaryota; Metazoa; Chordata; Mammalia; Chiroptera; Vespertilionidae. Gene Ontology annotation, cellular component: nucleus. The coding region runs from base 133 to 2874 and encodes 913 amino acids. Gene Ontology annotation, molecular function: DNA-binding transcription factor activity, RNA polymerase II-specific; RNA polymerase II transcription regulatory region sequence-specific DNA binding. The record is from RefSeq and is a predicted model, not a curated record. The transcript has 3 exons. Gene Ontology annotation, biological process: regulation of transcription by RNA polymerase II.
UGUGUCCUAUGUGAACUUCCUAUGAAUUAUGUAUGGGUCCCCAGGGUUGUCUAUCUCAUCCAUUCUCCUAUAUGUAUAUGUGGGAUGUUUUAGGACUCAGUGGCCUUUGAGGAUGUUAAUGUGGAGUUCACCAUGGAGGAGUGGGCUUUCCUCGAUCCCACCCAGAAGAAACUCUACACAGAUGUGAUGCUGGAAACCUUCUGGAACCUGGCAUCAGUAGCAUGUAUUUUAGAACAAUGUGAUGACCAUGACAAUGAAGAUCAGUAUAAGAAGCAUGGGAUGAAUCUUAGCAAUCAUAUUGUAAAGAGACUCUGUACAAGGAAGGAUGGUAGUCAAUACAGAGAAAACUUCAGCCAGAUUCCAAAUAAUAAUGAAAAGAAGGAAAUUUCUGAAAUAAAACAACCUAAAUCCAGGUUGUGUAGGCAAAUCUUCCUAUGUUACUUAUCCUUGAAUAACCACCUGAGCUCUCACAUUGGACCCAAACUGUACCUGUGUCAGGAAUACAAAGAAAUACCUUAUAAAUAUAAGGAAUGUGAGAAAGUUUUCAAGCCUCACCAACAUAUUCAGAGCCAUGAAGGCAGCCCCAGUGGGAAAACUUUCCACUUUUCAACUUCCCUUCGAAAUUAUGGAAGAACGUAUAUCGCUGGGAAACCAUAUGAGUGUGAGCAAUAUGGGAAAGGCUUUAAUCGUCUCACUUACUUUGAACUUCACAAAAAUACUCAUAGUGGAGAGAAACCUUAUCAAAGUAAGCAACAUGGCAAAGCUUUCAGUUCUCCCAAGUACUCUGGAGAAAAUGAUAGAACACACACUGCAGAAAAGCCAUAUCAAUGUAAGAAAUCUGGAAAAGCUUUAAGUUACACUUCCCUUAGAAAUCAGGAAAGGACACACACCGGUGAGAAACCUUAUGAAUAUGGGAACGUCUUCCAUCAGCUCAGCUCUCUUGGAGAACAGAAUGGAAGUCAUGUCGGAAAGAAGCCUCAUGAAUGUAAGGAAUGUGGUAAAACAUUCUGUCGUCGCUAUUCCCUUAUAAUUCACCAAAGAAUGCAUACUGGGGAAAAACCCUAUGAAUGUAAGGUUUGUGGUAAAGUUUUCUCUUAUUCAACUUCCCUCCAAAAUCAUAAAAGAACUCAUACCGUGGAAAAACCCUAUCGUUGUAAGCAAUGUGGGAAAGCCUUCAGUUGUACAAAGUCUUAUCUAGAGCAUCAACGGACACAAUGUGGAGAAAAACCCUAUGAAUGUAAGCAACGUGGGAAAGCUUUCGUAUUUUCCACUUCUCUUCAAAAUCAUGAAAGAAUGCAUACUGAGAAGAAACCCUAUAAAUGUAAGCAAUGUGAGAAAGCCUUCCAAUAUAGCAGCUGUCUUGGAAAACAUAAACGAUGUCAUGACGGAAAGAAGCCUCAUGAAUGUAAGAAAUGUGGUAAAGCAUUGCAUCAUCCCUAUUCCCUUAGAAAUCAUGAAAGAACUCAUUCUGAGAAAAAACCCUAUGAAUGUAAGCAAUAUGGGAAAGCCUUCAGUUCCAGCAGCUCUCUUGCAAAUCAUAAAAUAAGUCAUGAUGAAAAGAAGCCUCAUGAAUAUAAGGAAAGUGGCAAAACAUUCCAUCAUCACUAUUCCCGUAGAAAUCAUGAAAAUACUCAUACUGGAAUGAAAACCUAUGAAUGUAAGGUUUGUGGUAAACUUUUUUCUUAUUCAGCUCCUCUUCAAUAUCAUAAAAGAAUGCAUACGGGAAAAAAACCCUAUCAUCCCUCUUCCCUUAGAAAUCAUGAAAUAACUCAUACUGAGGAAAUACCCUAUGAAUGUAAGCAUUGUGGCAAAGCUUUCUAUUUUCUAUCUGCCCUCCAACGUCAUGAAAUAACUCAUACUCGGGAUCGCUAUGAUGAAUGUAAGCAUUGUGGAAAAGGUUUCUAUUAUCAAUCUUCUCUCCAAGAUCAUGAAAGAUCUCAUACUGGGGAAAAACCCUAUAAAUGUAAGGUUUGUGGUAAAGUUUUCUCUUAUUCAACUUCCCUUCGAUAUCACAAAAGAAUGCAUAGUGGGGAAAAACCCUAUCAAUGUAAGGAAUGUGGGAAAGCCUUCAUUUUCCCCAGCUCUCUUGGAAAGCAUAAAAGAAUUCAUGAUGGAAAGAAGCCUCUUGAAUGUAAGGAAUGUGGUAAAACAUUCUAUUAUCAAUAUUACCUCCAACUUCAUGAAAGUAUUCAUACUGGUGUAAAACGUUAUGAAUGUAAGCAAUGUGGUAAAGCUUUCUCUUAUCCAUCUUCCCUCCGAAAUCAUGAAAUGACUCAUCAAAAGGAAAAACCCUAUGCAUGUAAGCAAUGUGGGAAAGUCUUCAGUUACCUCAGUUCUCUUCGAUGUCAUAAAAGAAUUCAUGAUGGAAGGAAGCCUCAUGAAUGUAAGGAAUGUGGUAAAACGUUCCAUCAUCCCUGUAACCUUAGAAAUCAUUUAAGAAUUCAUACUAGGGAAAAACCCUAUGAAUGUAAGCAUUGUGGCAAAGCUUUCUAUUAUCUGUCUGCCCUCCAAAGUCAUGGACGAACUCAUACUGGCAUAAAAUGCUAUGAAUGUAAGCAGUGUGGUAAAGGUUUCUAUUAUAAAUCUUCUCUUCAACGUCAUGAUAGAACUCACACUGUUUUAAAAUCCUAUGAAUGUAAGCUAUGUGGUAAAGUUUUGUCUUCUUCAACUUCCCUUCAAUAUCAUGAAAGAAUCCAUACUGGGGAAAAACCCUAUCAAUGUAAGGAAUGUGGGAAAUCCUUCAUUUCUCCCUGCUCUCUUGGAAGUCAUAAAAGAAGUCAUGAAGAAAAGAAGUCUCAUGAAUGUAAGGAAUGUGGGAAAACCUUUCGUUUUCCCUCUUUACUUAGAAGACAUGAAAGAAUUCAUACUGGAUGAAAACCCUAUGAAUGUAAGCAUUAUGGUAAAAGUGUAUCUUAUCCAGCUUCCCUCCCAUAAAAUGAUAGAACACGUACUGGAAAAAAAACCAUGUAUGUCAGGCUUUUAGUCUUUCUGCAUCUCUUAGAGAUCAUGAAAAUAUACAUACUGGGGAGAAACUCUACGACUGAAAGCAAUGUGAGGAAGCCCUUUCUGCCAAAUGUCUUAGUGAAUAUAAACUAAUUCAUCAUGGAAAGAUGUCUCAUGAAUGUAAGGAAUGUGGUAAAACUUUCUUUUAUCCCUCUUUGC